Aspergillus saccharolyticus JOP 1030-1 is the source of this 845-nucleotide messenger RNA. Its product is annotated as translation elongation factor 1 subunit beta. The record is from RefSeq and is a predicted model, not a curated record. Gene Ontology annotation, cellular component: cytosol; eukaryotic translation elongation factor 1 complex. Gene Ontology annotation, biological process: translational elongation. Gene Ontology annotation, molecular function: guanyl-nucleotide exchange factor activity; translation elongation factor activity. Lineage: Eukaryota; Fungi; Ascomycota; Eurotiomycetes; Eurotiales; Aspergillaceae. The coding region runs from base 19 to 705 and encodes 228 amino acids. The transcript has 5 exons.
UACACACAUACCUUCACAAUGGGUUUCACUGACUUCGUUUCCGAAUCCGGCCUCACCCUCGCCAACAACUACCUGGCUUCCCGGAGCUACAUUGUUGGCGAUGCUCCCUCCCAGGCCGAUGUCGUGACCUUCAAGGCCUUCUCCAGCGCCCCUGACGCUGAGAAGUACCCCCACGUCGCUCGCUGGUACAAGAACAUUGCCUCCUACGAGGCUGAGUUCUCCAGCCUCCCCGGUGAUGCCUCCAAGGAGUACACCACCUACGGCCCUGAGGCCACCGAGCUCCCCACCAACCCUAAGGACAAGCCCGCCGCUGAGGACGACGACAUGGACCUCUUCGGCUCCGACGAGGAGGAGGAGGACCCCGAGGCCGUCCGUCAGCGUGAGGAGCGUCUCGCUGAGUACAAGAAGAAGAAGGAGGCCAAGGGCCCCAAGCCCGCUGCCAAGUCCAUCGUGACCCUUGAGGUCAAGCCCUGGGAUGAUGAGACCAACCUUGAGGAGCUCGAGGCUAACGUCCGUGCCAUUGAGAAGGAGGGUCUCGUCUGGGGUGCUUCCAAGUUCGUUACCGUUGGUUUCGGUAUCAAGAAGCUCCAGAUCAACCUUGUCGUUGAGGACGAGAAGAUCUCCCUGGAUGAGCUCCAGCAGGAGAUCGAGGAGGACGAGGACCACGUCCAGUCCACCGAUAUUGCUGCUAUGCAGAAGCUGUAAAUGAUUGUUGAUGAUAAACCAUAUGGUGUGACGAUGGAUUAUUUAUGUGAUUCCACGGGAAUUUACUGUCAUGACCCUGAAUAAAUAAAAGCUGGCUUAGUCGGCGUGACGAAUAAUAAAAAAAUCGAAAAAUUAUACCC